GAAACGCCGCGACAAUGGCUCUCUUUUAGGGUUUUCUGGCAGGGGUAAACCCUGGAGUGGAUGCGCGCUUGCGGCGGAUGGAUCCGCCACGGUGAUCCUCGCAUUCCUGCUGCUGCAUUGUCACGGUAAAUUGCGGGCGCGUGAUUCUUCCUCGUCUUGUGUGGCGGAUUGGAUCGCUAGGGUUUUCGAUCCAGGCGAUGGAGGCGGAGGUCGCAGCUGUGCUGGGGAUGGAGAUGGCGCCAUUCGAGGCGCUCGUCGCCCAGCUGAUGAGCCCCACGAACGACCAGCGCGGCCACGCCGAGCAGCUUUUCAACGCUUGCAAGGCGCAGCACCCGGACACGCUGGUGCUCAAGCUCGUUCACACUCUACAGUCCGGGCAUGUCGAGACGCGCGCUAUGUCCGCUAUCCUCUUGCGGAAGCUCAUCACCAAGGACGAGGUCUCGCUCUGGUCGCUGCUCAAUCCCAACACCCACUCCACGCUCAAGACCCAGCUCCUGGUGUGCGUCCAGAGGGAAGAGACCAAGAGCACCCUCAAGAAGCUGUGUGACACUGUGGCGGAGCUAGCGGCCAGUUUGAUCGAGGAUGGGAGCUGGCCAGAGCUCCUUCCAUUCAUGUUCCAGUGCGUGAGCUCCGACGUUCCCAGGCUCCAGGAGAGCGCGCUGCUCAUGUUUGCCCAGCUCGCGCAGUACAUGGGACCUCACCUCCGCUCACACUUGCCGACUUUGCACGCGGUCUUCCAGCAGUGCCUGUCGUCCAACACCUCGAGCGACGUGCGCAUUGCGGCACUCCGCGCGACCGCCAGCUUCGUGCAAACGCUGGAAUCGGUCCAGGAUCGAGAGAGGUUCCAGAACUUGCUACCCGGAAUGAUGCAGACGCUGUCUCUGGCUCUAAACAACAACGAGGAGGCCACAGCGCAGGAGGCUCUUGAGAUGUUUAUCGAGGUUGCCGGGUCGGAGCCAAGGUUUAUGCGACGCCAGCUUGUGGAUGUGGUGAGCACCAUGAUGCAGAUCGCUGAGGCUGAGUCGCUCGAGGAGGGUACUCGUCACUUAGCGGUGGAGUUUUUGAUCACUCUCGCUGAGGCCAGGGAGAGGGCGCCGGGGAUGAUGCGGAAGUUGCCACAAAUGAUCAGCAGGCUUUUCGCGACACUGGUGAAGAUGCUCUUGGAUUUGGAGGACCUUCCGGCGUGGCAUGUCGCUGACACGGAAGAUGAGGACGUUGGAGAGAGCUCGAAUUUUGAAGUUGGUCAGGAAUGCUUGGACAGGUUGGCGAUCUCUCUGGGGGGGAACACGAUCCUGCCGGUUGCAUCGGACAUCCUGCCCGUUUACAUUUCUGAUCCGGACUGGAAGAAGAGGCAUGCCGCGUUGAUCACCCUUGCACAGAUUGCCGAAGGAUGUGCCAAGGUGAUGAUAAAAAAUUUAGAGCCGGUGGUGUCCAUGAUUUUGAAUUCGUUUCAAGAUCCACAUCCCCGAGUUAGAUGGGCUGCUAUUAAUGCGAUCGGACAGCUCUCCACAGAUUUAGGACCUGAUUUGCAACAGCUCUAUCAUCAGCGGGUGCUUCCAGCUCUUGUUGGUGCCAUGGAUGACUACCAAAAUCCUCGGGUUCAGGCUCACGCGGCAGCCGCAAUAUUGAAUUUUAGCGAAAGCUGUACUUCUGAUAUUUUGACGCCUUAUUUGGAAGGUGUCAUCGGUAAAUUGUUGAUUCUUUUGCAGAAUGGAAAAAGAAUGGUGCAAGAAGGUGCUUUGACAGCACUAGCUUCUGUCGCUGAUUCCGCCCAGGUUCAAUUCCAAAAGUAUUACGAUGCAGUCAUGCCGUACCUGAAGACUAUUCUUAUAAAUGCCACAGACAAGCAAAACCGCAUGCUUAGAGCGAAGUCUAUGGAGUGUAUCAGCCUUGUAGGUAUGGCCGUCGGCAAAGACAAGUUCAGAGAUGAUGCGAAGCAGGUGAUGGAAGUUCUGAUGACCCUCCAGGGUGCGCACUUGGAGGAUGACGAUCCAACCAUUAGCUACAUGUUGCAGGCUUGGGCUCGGCUAUGUAAAUGUUUGGGUCAAGAAUUUUUACCGUAUAUGAAUGUUGUUAUGCCACCCCUUCUGCGCUCUGCGCAACUUAAACCAGACGUGACCAUAACGGAUGCGGACACCGAGGACGAAGGGAACGAUACAGAUGACGACAGUGUGGAGACAAUCACUAUCGGGGACAAGAAAAUUGGUAUCAGAACAAGCGUUCUGGAAGAAAAGGCAACAGCUUGUAAUAUGUUGUGUUGUUAUGCGGACGAACUCAAGGAAGGGUUCUUUCCGUGGAUCGAGCAGGUCGCGCCGAUCCUUGUACCCUUAUUGAAGUUUUACUUUCAUGAAGAAGUUCGAAAAGCCGCCGUUUCAGCUAUGCCUGAGCUUCUGAGGUCUGGUAAGCUGGCUGUGGAGAAAGGACAAGCACAAGGGCGGGAUCAAACUUAUGUGAAGCAACUCACGGACUACAUAGUACCGCCUCUUAUCGAAGCUCUCCGCAAGGAGCCCGAGACUGAAAUAAUUUCUAGUAUGCUGGACUCCUUGAAUGAGUGUAUUCAGCUUGUUGGUCCAAUGCUCGAUCAAGGGCAAAUAAAAGCUAUUGUUGAGGAGUUCAAGCAAGUGUUGACAGCGAGCAGCACACGGAAAAGGGAUCGUGCGGAACGAACAAAGACAGAAGAUUUUGAUGCAGAAGAGCGUGAGUUGCUACACGAAGAAAACGAACAGGAAGACGAAGUUUUUGAUCAGAUUGGGGAAUGUAUUGGAACACUCAUCAAAACGUUCAAAGCGUCUUUUGUUCCUUUCUUUGACGAGCUCAUGCCUUUCGUGACACCUAUGCUGUCUAAAGAUCGAACAUCUGAAGAACGAAGAAUCGCAAUUUGUAUUUUUGACGACAUCGCCGAGCAGUGCGGAGAAGCUGCAAUCAAAUACUAUGAUACAUUCCUGCCGUUCAUGCUGGAAGCAGCCAAUGACGUCAAUUGCGAUGUCCGACAGGCUGCCGUAUACGGCAUUGGUGUAUGUGCUGAGUUUGGUGGAGCAAAAUUCAAGCCUGUUGUCCGAGAGGCUUUGGAGCGUUUGAAUGCUGUUGUAAGCCAUCCCGCUGCGCGGCAACAGGAUAACAUCAUGGCAACCGAUAAUGCUGUGUCUGCUCUUGGAAAAAUAUGUCAGUUCCAAAGAGAUAGCAUCGAUGCUACACAGGUCGUCCCUGCUUGGUUGGGCUGUUUACCACUCAAAGGUGACCUUGUAGAAGCCAAAAUUGUCCACGAGCAGCUCUGUAGCAUGGUUGAAAGCUCGGAUCCCCAACUUCUCGGCCCCAACAAUCAGUUUCUACCAAAGAUCGUCUCCGUUUUUGCAGAGGUGCUUAGCUCGGGAGCAGAGCUAUCAAACGAACAAACUGCUGCACGCAUGGUGACUUUGCUGAGACAGAUGCAGCAAAGACUCCCCCCGGCUGCUCUUGCUUCGACAUGGUCUGCGUUGCAACCUCAGCAGCAGGCUGCGCUACAGUCGAUUUUGUCACCUCAAACAUCGUGAUCGCGCGAGCGGAGAUUUGUUUUGGAUCAUUGCUUUAACAUUUUUACAGAGGUUUGAGGGGCAGGAACGGUUUUCUUCUCUUUUUUUUCUAUCUCCUUUUUCUUUUUCUUCUUCCCUGUGAAGGGGGCGUCGAGUUAAGAGUGGUGGUCAUAUUACUUUUUGUGCGUCUUACAAAUGUGAGAAAUAAUAAGAAAAAAAAAAGGCUUGUGAGAUCA
Selaginella moellendorffii is the source of this 3745-nucleotide messenger RNA. Its product is annotated as importin-5. Bases 198 to 3530 code for a protein of 1110 amino acids. Gene Ontology annotation, biological process: protein import into nucleus. Lineage: Eukaryota; Viridiplantae; Streptophyta; Lycopodiopsida; Selaginellales; Selaginellaceae. Gene Ontology annotation, cellular component: nucleus; cytoplasm. The transcript is spliced from 20 exons. The record is from RefSeq and is a predicted model, not a curated record. Gene Ontology annotation, molecular function: nuclear import signal receptor activity.